This is a messenger RNA of Talaromyces atroroseus, 942 nucleotides long. RefSeq lists its product as hypothetical. Gene Ontology annotation, cellular component: preribosome, small subunit precursor; nucleolus. The transcript is spliced from 2 exons. Lineage: Eukaryota; Fungi; Ascomycota; Eurotiomycetes; Eurotiales; Trichocomaceae. The record is from RefSeq and is a predicted model, not a curated record. The coding region runs from base 1 to 942 and encodes 313 amino acids. Gene Ontology annotation, biological process: maturation of SSU-rRNA from tricistronic rRNA transcript (SSU-rRNA, 5.8S rRNA, LSU-rRNA).
AUGGGGCCGAGAGACAGCUCAUCCCGCUUCCAUCCCUACGACACAAGCAAAAAGCCCAAGAUCCACCGGACCAACGGCACCAGAUCCCAUAAUAACCACGGCAAGAAAAACAGCGAUGCCCUCCCCAAACCAGCACAAUCAGGCCUGUCCAUAAACGACCUCAAACGACGGAUCCGCGACGUCAAGCGCCUUCUCAGCCGGCAUGCUGACUUAUCGCCAGAGGCGCGAAUUGUGCAAGAAAGGGCACUGGCGGGAUAUGAGAAGGACCUGAAGGAGGAGCAGGAGCGACGGCAGCGGUCUGAGAUGAUUAAGAAGUAUCAUUUUGUGCGGUUUCUUGAUCGCAAAACAGCCACAAAAGAACUCCGCACCGCGCAACGACGCUUGGAGAAAGCCAAAGAACGAGAAGGAGAAAACAGCACCAAACUCGCCAAAUUACAGUCAGAAAUCGACGCUGCCCAGAUCAAUGUCAGCUAUACGAUAUACUACCCACUAACGGAGAAAUAUAUAUCGUUAUAUCCGCAGGACAAGAAGAACAAUUUACGACAAAAACGGAAUUCAGAUGAUGACGACGAAGAUGACAACGACAACAACAACAUCAAUAAUAAUAAUAACGAAAACACAGACGAAUCCACAUCUGAAGAUGCACCUAUGUCUAGUUCAGAUACAAAUACAACAGACUCAAAACCGCCUAUGUGGCACAUCGUCAAAAAAUGCAUGCGUGAAAAUACGCUAGACCAAUUACGCGAUGGGAAGUUGACUACUGGGUCGAGUACUGCUACUAUGGAUGGUGGCAAGAGUGGUGCUGUUGUUACUAGUACAGGGAAUAAAAAGGCAGAGAAAAAAGAUACAGCGUCAUCAUCGUCAAGAACUUCCCAUAAGAAGGAACAAGUUCAACUUGAAGACGAAGAGCAGGAUAGUGAUGGUGGAUUUUUCGAGGAGUAA